Brettanomyces bruxellensis is the source of this 1683-nucleotide messenger RNA. RefSeq lists its product as uncharacterized. NCBI's taxonomy places the organism in Eukaryota, Fungi, Ascomycota, Pichiomycetes, Pichiales, Pichiaceae. Gene Ontology annotation, molecular function: GTPase activity; GTP binding. The transcript has a single exon. The record is from RefSeq and is a predicted model, not a curated record. The coding region runs from base 1 to 1683 and encodes 560 amino acids. Gene Ontology annotation, cellular component: mitochondrion.
AUGUCACUUUUAAGAAUUCAGUUUAGGCGAACGUUCUCCGUGUACAGAGCUUUACUCCAGUCUACUAAGGAGCUGAAGAGCGUUAUUUCUAAGAUCCCUGAUAAUGCACCCACACUUAACGAAAAUACAGAGUGGCUUCGUGAGUUAUCUACACAGAAAAGGAAGAUUUUUCGAGUAGUCAAUGAAGACACCGAAAGAAGAACAUACACGAUAGAAAGUAAGACGGGGCUGGAUGCACCUGAAUCGAACCCAGACUUCAUAACGGUUAAAUCUAAGAAAACCAAGGCCUCCUAUAAUAUUGUUCGUCAGCCUUCAUUCUCCAAGGAAGCACCCAACCCAUAUCAUAUAAUAUCCAUUCCAGCAGCUUCAUAUGAUGUUUCCUCCUCUCCAUUUUCCGUGAAGCCAGCUAAACAAAGGCCAAAAUCAGACCGGUCUCAGGCUUUCUCGGACCUCAAGGUUGUUAAGUUGCGGUCUGGUAAUGGUGGUGCGGGUAUUGUUUCUUUUGCCACUGAUAGUGGUAUCCCAGUUGGACCUCCCGAUGGUGGUGAUGGUGGUAAUGGUGGCGAUAUUUAUGUGAUGGCCGUAGAAGGAUUGAGUUCUUUACAAGGCGUUAGAGCGAAAUAUAUUGCUAAGGAUGGUACCAGUGGAAGCAGUGGCCAGCUUGAUGGAAAAAAGGGUAGUAAUGUUAUUAUCACUGUUCCUGUUGGGACUACAAUACGAUGGUGUCCAAAUCCAGUGGAAAUUAGGGCAUUACAGAAGAAGGAACAUGUUGAUAAAGUUUUCCAUAUUAAGGCUAUUUCCGAAAACACGGGAGAAAAAAUUCCCAAAUACAUCCAGCUUUUUAGAGAUUCCUAUCGUCCUGGUCAAGGAUGGAUAUUUAAGGACAAAAAUGAGCAGUAUCAUAUGGAAAGAGGAUACUUCAAAGAACUUAGGGAAAGUGUCAAAACCUUUGAUCGGCAAUCGGACUACGAUGAACUCCGAUCAGAUCGCUUUCCUAUAUACGGCAUUGAUCUAGCAGAGCCAACCUCGGAACCCCUGCUUAUAAUGAAAGGUGGAAGAGGCGGAUUGGGUAAUAUGCAUUUCUUGACUCCAAAUGUUCGAAAUCCAAGAUUUUCGAAAAUGGGAAGGGCAGGUUUAGAAGAAAGUUUCAUUUUCGAGUUGAAAUUAUUGGCAGAUUUGGGUCUUGUGGGCCUACCUAAUGCUGGAAAGUCCACACUACUAAGAGCAAUCUCACGGGCCAAACCUCGUAUUGGUUGUUGGGAAUUUACGACAUUAGAGCCUACAAUCGGUACUAUUUCUGUUGGAAUUGAUCGCCCAAUGUUUACUGUUGCGGAUAUUCCUGGUAUAGUCAAAGGUGCAAAAAAUGAUAGAGGAAUGGGCCUCAAUUUCUUGAGGCAUAUAGAACGCUCGGGUGGAAUAGUUUUUGUUGUUUCACUUUCCGUUAAAGAUCCCAUUUCAGACCUCCGGAUUUUAGAGGAUGAAUUGGGACCUGAAAUGCUUGCAAACAAAAAUAAGUUAGUGGUAGCAACCAAAGCCGACCUCGAUGGGACAGAACCAAAAUUUGAGGCACUAUCAAAGUAUUGUUUGUCCAAUGAAAUGAAAUGCGUUCCUUGUUCACCGAAAACAACCGGUAAUAUGGACAUAGUGAUAAAGUUAAUGGCAGAAUGUUCGGGCAAAUACUAA